This is a messenger RNA of Cynara cardunculus var. scolymus (artichoke), 1023 nucleotides long. RefSeq lists its product as uncharacterized. The coding region runs from base 1 to 1023 and encodes 340 amino acids. The record is from RefSeq and is a predicted model, not a curated record. Lineage: Eukaryota; Viridiplantae; Streptophyta; Magnoliopsida; Asterales; Asteraceae. The transcript has a single exon.
AUGGGAAAAUCAGUCUUUGCCACCGAUUACUAUGGCCGACAUGCAUCCUUCCUUAUAUUACUUCCAUCCAAUCUCACUGCCUCCGAUUUUGCAACCCUCUCCGUUAUCGCCGUCGUUCUACUCCUCUCUCUCGUCUCCCUCUUCUGCAUCUUUCACCUCCGCCGCAAAUCCCGAGCUUCCCUUCACCUCCGGAGUUUCAACAGCCUCUGGGCCGUCCGUCUGCUCCUCGUUGUCUUCAUCUCAUGUUGGGCUGCUAACGAGAUCCUCCGCCUCCCCUUCAUACGCCAACGUUUCCUUUUCCCUUUCUUGUCAUCCUUAACCUUCUCGAAACAAGACAAUUUCUGCAAACUCCAAGUCGUGCUUUCUCUUGGUUUUCUCGAGCCUGGUUUUCUUGUUACUCUACUUUAUCUGAUCAACGUCUCCAUCAAGCAGCGGAAUCCGGCCAAAAAAUGGUCUGUUCUCAUUGUUAUCGUAAUGAGUCUACCACCGUUGAUUCUGCAGAUACUCUUCUUGUUCUUUACGCCAUUGAAGGAGCAAUUGCCAAUGGUUAUGACCCGAACUUCAUUGUUUUCUGUCGACAGUUUCGGGAACAAUAGGAUGAUUUGCACGUUCCCAUUACUAAGCAGUAUCUCGUUUUGUGUCUUUGCAAUCAUAUACUCGAUGGGGUUGUUGGUAUCUUGUUGGAAGGUGGUUUCCAUGGUGAUCAAUAAAACCAUUAGGGUAAGAAUUAACAUGCUUGGCCUGACGGUGAUGAUGGCACUCUUGAUUCAGACGUUGUUUCUAGGGGCGGAGUCGUUAUGGAUGCGGGAAGAUAUUGGUUUUGAUGGGGUUUCAUUGGGGUUGAUUGUGAGCGUGGCGGUUUCUGCUGCCGUUGGGGAGAUUGUUUUGGUGAUUAAGCCCAUUAUGGAAGCACUGGAAACAGGAAGCCAUUGCUCCGGCCAGUUGAAUCCUUGGUUACAGCAAGCGGCAGAGGGCGGAGGUGGGUGGCCGUGGGCGGCAAAGAGACCAUUACCAACCGGUUGA